CGCCUGAUUACAGUCUCUCCACUCUAGCUAUCAGGCGCUUAUUUAGCGCCAACACUUUUGCCUCUUUUUUAUGGUCCCUCUUCUUUUUUAGCUUUCUCGGAUGUACCUUGCUUUUCUUUGGAGCAAAACUAAGGUCGUUAAAGCCCAAAUAUGAACAAAAACAACUACUACAGUUCGCUUGAGCUAUGGCAGUCGUAAAGAACAAUCAACGUCUUUGGAUUUUCAGACUUUUGAUUUCCAACCAUGGCAUCCUAUCCUUUCUACUCCUUUUUCUCCAUGGCUUACCGUACGUCACUGCGCAAUCCGGAACAGUGCCACCCGGUGCUCGACCAGAGGAAUACUUUAGAACACCGGGGCCCACAUUCAACCCGACAAUGGCUAUUGUCAUGGUGGUUUUGAUCAGUGUAUUCUUUUUGAUAGGUUUUUGCUCCGUCUACAUCCGUCAGUGUUACGCACAGCGUUCGCCCCGUAACGACGACGACCACUUUGCCGUCUUUCUCGGAGGACCCAACUACCGCUCCCGGAGAAUUACGCGCGGACUCGACGCGUCCGUUAUCAACACAUUUCCGACCUUCCUCUACUCCGCUGUUAAAGGGCUUAAAAUCGGUAAGGGCUCCUUAGAAUGCGCCGUUUGCCUAAACGAGUUUGAAGAUGACGAAACUCUGCGUUUAAUACCCAAGUGUAGCCACGUGUUUCAUACUGAUUGCAUAGAUGCUUGGCUAGCUUCGCACAACACGUGCCCGGUUUGCCGCGCAAAUUUGGUCCCUCAACCCGGUGAGAUUGUAUCGAGCGUUAUUCAAGUAUGUAACACGGACAAUAGUUCCGAUGAACCGGAACGGCGGCCUGAUGAUCGUGAAGAAAUUUCACAGGUUGAGCAUGGAAGAGACGUAGAAUCUCAAGAGGUGAAUUUGACCAAUCAGAACAGGCCGCCACGUAAAUCGAAAUCAACAGGGUGGAGACUGGCCGGUUUAUUUCCACGAUCACAAUCGACAGGUCACUCGUUGGUUCAACCGGGUGAAAAUUGUGAGAGGUUUACAUUAAGAUUACCGGAGGAGGUACGAAAUGAGUUAAUGAACUCGAAUCUAACAAGAAGCAAGAGUUGCGUGGUGUUUCCUAGAGAGAGGAGCACAAGAAAGGGCUUUAGGAGUGGCAGUGGAGGAAUUGGGUACGAACGGUUCGACCGGCCAAAGACCGGCCAUUGGGCUUUCAGGAUGGCUCCGCCUUUUAUGUCCCGAGCCCGUUCCCUUCGGAUUCCAAAUGUUUGUGAUGAGGUUACGUCUACCCCACCAAAAAAAUUGUCUAAAUUUGCUAAAUCAUCGUCUGUUGGGUUGCGCGAUAGAAGUGAUAAUAAUGGUGAUGGAUCAUUUGAGCGACUCCGAAACGACGCUCAAGUUUAGCAUACAAAGUAGGUUAGGUUUAAAACUUUUUGGGGUUGACCCAUUCAGAUUUAUGUGUACAGAGGAAUAUAGUUUUUACUUUUCUUUCUUAUUUUGAUUUGUUUUAUUUUGGUGAAUAAUCAAAUAAGAUUGUGGUUUCUUUUGAUAGAA
This is a messenger RNA of Pistacia vera, 1547 nucleotides long. RefSeq names its product RING-H2 finger protein ATL34-like. The transcript has a single exon. The coding region runs from base 186 to 1397 and encodes 403 amino acids. The record is from RefSeq and is a predicted model, not a curated record. NCBI's taxonomy places the organism in Eukaryota, Viridiplantae, Streptophyta, Magnoliopsida, Sapindales, Anacardiaceae.